Molecule: messenger RNA, 3059 nt
Organism: Dermacentor silvarum
Lineage: Eukaryota; Metazoa; Arthropoda; Arachnida; Ixodida; Ixodidae
Product: neprilysin-1-like
Exons: 1
Coding region: 102-2849 (915 amino acids)
Biological process (GO): protein processing
Cellular component (GO): plasma membrane
Molecular function (GO): metalloendopeptidase activity
Source: RefSeq, a predicted model, not a curated record
GUAAAGUUGAAGCGAAUCGUUAUCUACGCAGCACUAAGUGAGCCAUUUACUUCUGUUGAUAUUGCAGGCUAUUGGAACCAACAAGAACAACUAUAAAGAGCAUGGGUGCCGGCAUCGUGCCCGCUUGUGUUAGUAGUGACGAAAACAGCGCGAAAAAGCCCGCCAAGAAUCGGAUCAUUGCACAGUGCACUGUGGACGACAUGCCAUUGACUGACCCAGAUUGCGGAAUCUCACUUCCACGGAUUCCAACAACAGCCGGCAACGGCACGACCGACGGCAAACCAUCCAAGCCACAACCUUUCAACGCUCGGCGACCACGGAGCAGGUCUUCGGACUGUCGAGUCACAGACAUCGGUUUUAUGUCGUCGCAAUACAAGCUGAAGGAAAAUGAACAAUGCCACAUUUUUUCUCCCAAGGUAGCGGGGCCUUCAUGGAGCACUACAGCCGAAGCCAGCAAUUCCUUAGAACGCGAUGUGGAGAAUUUGGUGUACGACAUAGACGCACAGCAAGGUGCGGAGAAGAUCGUCACACUAGCUUGCGUUGACUCAUCUGCAAAGGAAACGCCCGUGUCGACGGUCAGUGACAACAGCCUUCUUGAAACGACAGUCUCCGGUGACCUUACAAGAGGAUACAGCAACUCUCAACAACUUAAGAAAGAACUGCUCGUUUUCCAUGCCAUCAUUCUGGUGGCUGUCACCGGAGCUGCCGCACUGGCGAUUGCCUUCUACCCAGGAGCAGUAAAAUCAAGCUCUGGAUUUCCCUUGCUCAUCGAGCAUGGGUUUCCUGUCUCUGUGCCGCCGGCGUCCACGGUAACGUCGCCAAAGCAUCCUAUGGACGCUCCAGAACAGGUAGUACGAGAGCCACUGUAUGACGUAUGUUCUACAGAGACAUGUCAAAAAGACGGCGCUUACAUAGGCGCUCUGAUCUCCAAAGACAUGGACCCGUGCGACGACUUCUACAAGUUUGUCUGCAGUCGCUGGAAAGGCAUUAAUGGCUCCACUAGCCCUGAUGACGAGCUGGUCGUGAAGCUCGAAAGUGACAUCUACCACGUCCUUGCGUCACCGCUGCCUCCCAGCGUUCAAGAUUCUGACGUCCUUUCGCCGCUGAAGCGAGUAAUGACCGCUUGUAUGGAUGGCGCGAACGGGACAAAUGUUGACCCUGUUCUUGAUUUACUAGCGGCCGCUGACCUCGAAGGCUUUCCUUUUACUCCACCUGUGCGUAGCAGCAUUUCGCCAUGGAAGACCGCCGCCAAGGUCUUUCUUCUGACGGGCACAUCUGCACUACUUCGACUUGGAGUCGCCUUGCAUCCUUUUGAGCCUGAUAGAGACAUAAUAACUGUGGAAGUUCCCGAACCGUUGAUCGUGGGCCCUGAAAAAACAGCAACCGCCUAUAGAAGAAUUAUGCAAGCAUCCAUGAACGCUCUCGGCAAGCGCUUUGUGCCCUCAUCCUACGCUAUGGAAGUGGUCGCGUUUACACAACAGCUUGAUGCAGCAAUCGCUUCUGGGGAGUCGCAGCGCAGAGAUGAACGUUUGCAUCGGGUCGUAAAACUUAAGGACGAGAUCGAACUCCAGACGUACCUGCUUGAAGUUUUAGGUGACUUGCAGCUCCCUCCUGAUGAAGGAGAUCGCGAUGUCAUGCUCCUUUCUCCAAAUUUUUCAAGAGCACUGGUUGAUCUGUUACGCAAGACAGACGUUCACGUCGUCCUCAAUUUUCUUUGCGUGCACGUGCUCGUGAGGUCUUCUGUUUUCGUCUCCAUGUCUGACCCCGAUUUGGAAUGGGCUGUGUCUGCUCAGCUUUUCAACCGGCCAGUCCGCCACGUGCAGCGAUGGAGGCUUUGCGUCCGGGCAGCCGCACAAGCACUACCAGACUUGUUCCUGUAUGCUAGUCAUCAGGUAGUGAGAACAGAAGACACCACGAUCCGGGGCGUCCUCGACAACGUGCUUAAGCAAGUAAUUACGCACGUGGAAUCUCUCAUCUUCUUGGACGGCCAAACUCGCGUGUUGGCGAAGAGAAUUCUGUCUGACGUUCGUUUCCUUGUAGGCCUACCUCAUUGGCUUAGCGACAUGUCAAAAGUGUCCGCUUACGUGGCAAAGCUCCCCUUGUUUACUAACCGGGGUAGUUUCUUAAAGUGGCUCUCUGAAGUAAACGAAAUGGUACAAACCUCGACACUUCGUCGUAGCUCAAAAGAAUUUUGGCGAGCUUCGCCCUUUGAGACUGAUUGUUGGUACGAUCUCCAGCUAAAGACUGUGUACAUUCCUGUCUUACUAGCCAACUGGAGUCUUUAUGGAGUUGACGAAGUAGGCUACUUACAAUUACCGCGCCAAGGUCACCGUACGGCUCGAUGCCUACUGAGAAUGCUUUUCGAAGGUGUCUCGUCAUUCUUUAACCGCGAAAUAUUGACCCGCAGCUUCUGGUCCUCUUCAGCAAAAACGUCUCUCCGUCGCGCACAGCUAUGCCUGCAAGAGCAAGCCCAUGUUCCAGCAUCAAUGUCUCUGUCGCUUCUGGAGGACCACACGGCGCUGAAAAUCAUCCAAGAACUCUACCAAGGCAACCUUCACCUCGCUAGCGCAGCCUCGGCAUCCGGGGGGGUUCGUGAUGUUCGUUUGCCAGGUGCUGAGGACUUUACGGCGGACCACCUGUUUUUUAUUUACUACGCUGUCUGCUUCUGUACCAGCGGCCUUCGCGAGGAAGUGCUCGAAGACGAGGCACGCCUUGUGAACAUCCCUCUUCGAGGCUCACUUAUGUUUCACGAGGUCUAUGGCUGCCGACCCACGUCGAAGAUGGGUCCGUUGGAUAAGUGUACGGCUUGGGUUGCGGCCGCUAAGCAAAGUGCUCCCAUGAGAUCCUGAGUAUGCGACUUCAAUUUGUCGUUGAUGUACGUUAUCUUUCAAGCAGAAAGUUUGCGGCUUCUUACACGAAGGCUACAUACGUUAGUGCAGCCAGAGCUAGUCGAUUGCUUCGUGCUGUGGAAAACACUAUGAUAGAAGCGCACGUGUGUUGUUGUGUGUGGUGCAGCGCUUCACCACAUGGCGCAAACAUGUUAAAACGAGUCGGGCAAU